Molecule: messenger RNA, 1307 nt
Organism: Uranotaenia lowii
Lineage: Eukaryota; Metazoa; Arthropoda; Insecta; Diptera; Culicidae
Product: glucose dehydrogenase [FAD, quinone]-like
Exons: 1
Molecular function (GO): flavin adenine dinucleotide binding; ecdysone oxidase activity
Source: RefSeq, a predicted model, not a curated record
AUGUUUUUUACCAUUCAAAAUACCCCUAGCGAUUGGGCAUACCAUGCGGAGAAGUCGGAAGAUUUUUGCUUGAGCUCCAGUAACGGUAGCUUUUGGCCCCGGGGGAAAACGCUGGGCGGAAGUGGUGCCAUCAAUGCGAUGCUGUACGUACGAGGCAAUCGAAGGGACUACGACCGGUGGAGUGAUCUGGGAAACACUGGAUGGGGCUAUGAAGAGGUGCUGGAGUACUUUAAGAAGUCGGAAGAUAACCUUGACGCGGAAAUUGCGAAUGCGUUCGAUGGGAAAUAUCACGGAACAGGAGGUUACCUGAAGGUUCAACGGUUUCCAACGGAUAACUACAUGAUAGACGUUGUAUUGAAGGGUGCCCAGCAGAUUGGUUAUGAGGAGCUUCAGGACGUCAACGCUGAUAAAAAUAUAGGAUUCGGUAAACUGCAGGGGACGAUAGCCAAUGGAGCGAGAUGUAGUCCUGCGAAGGCUUUCCUGGUACCCAUUAAAGAUAGACCGAAUCUACAUGUUAUGAAGCAUACCCGAGUAAUCAAUCUAGAAAAGGACAAAUCUGGAAAAUUCAGCACAGCUAACAUCUACAUGCAAGAAAAGCACCUCAGAUCGGUCAAAGCCAAUAAAGAGAUUAUUUUAUCUGCCGGUUCUAUCGGAACUCCCCAAAUUCUUAUGCUUUCAGGUAUAGGACCCCAAGCGGUGUUGAAGUCUAUUGGUUUAGAAGUAGUUGCUGAACUACCUGUUGGAAAGAACCUUCAAGACCACCCAAUAGUUCCGGUACUGGUCAAACUGAACAAAUCUACGGCAAAGAACUACAACUCCUAUGAAGAGUUGGUCAAAAACAUGAACCAGUAUUUGUUGGCGCGUAAAGGCUCGUUUGCAGCUCAUGGAGUGACAUCUGCUUCAGGCUUUGUCAAUACAGUUAACGCUACGGAUCUUUAUCCGGACAUACAGUAUCACUUUUUCGAAUUCAACAAAGCUUCUGACAAGUGGAUAUUGUUCACCAAACAGGUAGGUUACAAUGAAGAAGUGUCGCAUUCUUUCCGAAAAGCUUCCGAGGAAGCAGAUGUUCUGAUGGUGGUAAUCACCCUGCUGAACCCCUUUUCCAAGGGUUCGCUAGAGGUCACGACUCAGGAAUGGCUUCCCUACAGAGCACCCAAGAUAUUAGCCAACUAUUUAGAGGACAAACGAGACGUUGAAACUUUCAUUCGCGCAGUGCGAUUGUUGCAAAAGUUGAUAGCGAGCGAAGAAUUCCGAAGAAACGAAGCCGAAAUCCACCGGAUGGAUGUCAGUGGAUGUACGGAAAUCGA